UGAUUACAUGGCAACUCCAGCUAUAAUAAGUACAAACAAAAACCUUUUUUGUAAUUGUGCAUUCUAAUUCUGAGAUUUUGAUAAUGUCUGACGCUUCUAAAAAUAAACAAAAAUCUAGAAAGACUAAUGGAUGGGAAGAAGCAGGAUGCGAGUUUUAUCAGGAGAAUUACUGUGCGGAUUGGGAUGGUUUCGCUAAAAAUCCUAUUGCAAUAACUACAUUGCUGCCAUCAAAACAAAAUAGGCUAGGCACAUCUAAACGAAAUUACACGCAACAGGAUCGCAAACACAAGAUAUGUUGGCAACAAUUCCCAUCUACUGCUCCACGAAGUUAUCAGCAGAAUGAAGGGCAAUUUUCACUACUACCAGAUUUAUCCCAAGUUAUUAACGACGAAGAACACAUAUGGGAAGAGAUGUUUCAAAUUAAACAAUUGCCUUUGUCAAUGCACCAAAAGAAGGAAUUUAAAUCAGAUUUGCAGAGUGCAACUAAAUUGCGUCUUCAAGGUUUUAACCAACUCAAAUGGAAGCAUCGUAAAGCUUGGCAAAAAUUUGCUCUGGAAUGGUCGAAAUUUAGUGCUACUAUAAAAUUAUGGCAGUCAUCUUUAAAACAAAUUGAAGGACAUUUCGGCAGUGGUGUAGUGGCAUACUUCAUUUUUUUACGAUGGCUUUUUUAUCUUAACUGCGCGACAUUCCUAUUAAUAGUUAUAUUUGUAAUCAUUCCAAAUAUUCUUGCAUAUGAUAACUUUGUAGACAGGUGUAAACUUUCACAAAAUUUGAAUCACUCAAACAAUUGUCUUACCGAGAACCGCGAUCGAAACACAUAUGUAGAUAUGAAGAGUAGAGAGUCUUUUAACAUUCUUGAUACAGUGCAAGGCACUGGGAUACUAGAAAUAUCUUUGAUGUUUUAUGGAGGCUACUCUAAUAAAUGUAUAGGAAUUGCUUUUAAAGACACACAUAACUCUACAUACAAGGAAAAAGAACAACAGCUUCAUUACGAUUUAUCUUCUGCAUAUAUAUUUGCUGUGUUAGGUUAUUUUACAACAACUCUGAUUUUUAUUGUAAAAGCAUCUGCACGAGAAUUCAAAGAUCGACUUAUAAACGGGAGAUGGCAGUUUUACCAAUAUUGCAAUCUUGCAUUUGGAGGAUGGGACUUUUGUAUUCACAAUGAAAAAUCCAGCAUCAUUAAACACAAAGCUGUUUUUAAUGAAUUCAAAAGUUCAAUUCACUCCAAGCGAAUUGAAGUGGAAAGGAAUAACCGCUCAAAUGACUAUAUGUUAAAGCUUAUUAUGAUAAGAAUUAUUGUUAAUUUUUCAGUUGUUAUUAUACUAAUAAUCUCUGCAUACAUUAUAUUUUUAUUAUUUAAUAUUAGCUUGAAACAAGGUCAUAUUAAAUUUUUAAACGUAAGUAGUAUGGAAGUAAAUUCAUACGAUUAUAUUGAAGUUCAUGGGUCAUCACUUCAACUUCUUGAAUUGGCCAUUGAUUUCGCUCCUUAUGUUUGCAUUGUCUGUUUAAACCUUAUCUUACCAGCUUUUUUCAAAUAUUUGUGCUCUUUUGAAAAAUAUUCCCCUUUGUUUGUGAUAAAGAUCAGUCUGGUCCGAAUGAUAUUUUUACGACUUGCUUCUUUAUUCAUUUUAUUAUCCCGUUUCUAUUACAUUGUCAUACCGAACUCUGAAACAAUUAUUCCGAAUUCCGCUUCAUAUAAAUGUUGGGAAACGUUUGUAGGUCAACAGUUCUACAAACUUGUUUUAACAGACUUUGUAAGUCAUCUUUUUGUAACGUUUUGUUUUAACCUGCCCCGUGCUGUAUUGGCAAUAUAUUUUAAAAAUAAUCUUGUAAAAUUUGUUUGUGAACAAGAGUUUGAACUGUCCAAACAUGCUCUGGACAUUGUUUAUUUACAAACAAUCUGCUGGAUCGGAAGUUUUUAUAUGCCAUUUUUGCCAGCACUAAUAACUAUAAUUAUGUUUCUAAUGUUUUACGUUAAAAAGUUCCAAUGUCUCGUCAAUUCAAAACCAACUAAAAUAUUAUAUGGAACAUCGAGAUCCAACUCUCUUUUUAUGUUUGUAUUAUUAAUAUCUUUCGUAGUUUCAAUAAUAGUAUUAACUUAUGCGUUUGCAGAAGUAGCACCUUCUGUGUCAUGUGGACCUUUUAGAGGACUAAAAACUGUAUGGGAUGCUCCGUUGUCUACUUUCAUGGGAAUGCCAGUAUUUUUCAAAGACUUUGUUUUCUUUUUCGGAACACCGUUAUUUGUAAUUCCUUGUUUUUUUGUUUUAACUUUAUUACUUUAUUAUUUUUAUGCGGUCUCUGAUGCCAACAAAAAUAUGGUUGAAGUUUUGAAAAACCAAUUAGUAUUAGAAGGACAUGACAAAAAAUUUCUAUUAACUCGUCUUUUAUUGACUCAUCAAGAAUCGCAGGAGUAAAACUAUAUAAUAAACUCACUUCAAAUAUAUAUUUACACAUAAAGGUAUAAAGACUGCCUGUACAUCUCUAAUGAGAAAAUGCGUGUUUUAAUGUUAAAUUAUUACCACUAAUUUAGGAUAAAUUGAAGGUAGGAAAUAUUUUAGAAGAUCUCCAGCAGUCAGAAACCUUAAAAUAUUCAUAAAUACUUACAGAAAACAAAUGAUUAAAAAAUAAAGAACCAUUACCGAGAAA
Molecule: messenger RNA, 2646 nt
Organism: Anastrepha obliqua
Lineage: Eukaryota; Metazoa; Arthropoda; Insecta; Diptera; Tephritidae
Product: transmembrane channel-like protein 7
Exons: 3
Coding region: 84-2414 (776 amino acids)
Cellular component (GO): plasma membrane
Molecular function (GO): mechanosensitive monoatomic ion channel activity
Source: RefSeq, a predicted model, not a curated record